ACCAUCAUGGCUGCAGCUAUUACUAUUAGUGUGUAAAGGGUAAUUUAAUAAAUAUGUUGAGAAGUCUCAGUGAACCGUCCUUGGGGACCAUCGGAACCACUGCCACCGAAAUAACAGUAAGGUCGAGCCGCAUCAACAUCCACCAUGACCAGAGCAAGCUGGACAAGCUGGGGCUCCGGGGACAGAGGUUCUUCGAGGGGCGGCUGUACCGCGUCACCAUGGCCGUCAUACUUCUACCCUGGCUCAUGUGGUGGCAGGUUCUUGUACAAGUGACGAAUGUAUACCAGUAUAUUAUUCUUCUACUGACUGAAUAUUACUUGAAUAAUAUUACCGAGUUCCCUAUCUACUUGCUAGAUACUACCAUCUGCGAUUUGAUUUUCGCGGCGGAUGUCUUUGUAUAUAUGUUACACGCUUGUUGGACUUUGGCUAGACUUCAUAUAAGAGUUUAUAGGAGAAGUACCAUACUACUAUUCUACGAUGUGGUCAGUCUUAUACCAUUGCGCUUGAUAUUUCAACACAGUGUGAACUACCGUUAUUUGGCCACCAUGAGCUGUUGGUUUUGUAUAGGCCGCAUAUACAGACUGCUAACUUUCUUUAUGCAAGUUAACGAGUAUAUGCACAGUUCGAGGAGACUGAUUUUACUCUCGCAACAUUUCGUAUUGAUAGUGCUGUUCUUGCAUGGUGUGACAUGCGUUUGGUACCAUAUUCACAAAGUGACUUUUGAUGCAUCGAAACAUUAUAACCUGGGAUAUCCGCCGCAAGUCGGAGCAGAUCAGCUAAGGUUUAACAAUUAUAUGGCUUGCUUCUAUUACUGUGCCUGUCGCCUUUUAAAUGUCAUAUUUGGCGAUUCUUUUCCUGUUUUCCCCUUGGAAAUGUGGUUGACUUCAGCCAUGAUGAUAAUGGGACACUGUAUCGUGCGUUAUCGUUUCAUUGGAAAGCUCACUUGGGAUUUGGUUGUGGGUAAUAGCCGCCGUUUGCUGUUCGUCGACCAAUUCCAUCACAUGUUAGACUACCUACAAAAGUCCGGUGCCCCAAAGUCGCUAGUCGAGCUCGCCUAUACAUACAAGAUGCAGCUUUGGCGCAUGAAAGACGGAGUCUUGACGUCUGAUCAUCUUCAAAAGCUACCGCUGCCGCUGCAGAUGGAACUAAUUUAUGACAUUAACAUAGCUCACUUCCAUGAUACUCUGAUAUUUAGAGAUUCACCUGAGGCGUUUUUACGCCAGAUUUCUCUGCUCAUGCGCCACGAGAUCUUCAUGGCUGGCCAGUAUAUCUGGAACCAAGGUGUGGUGAAAAACGGCAUGAUCUGUCUGAAGAAGGGCGUCGUGGAGAUGCUAUCGGACGAGGACAAUGAGAGCCCGAUGAUAGCAUUCACGGAAGGAACGGUUCUUGGAGAGCUGAGUUUGUUCUAUUCGAUCCCGGCCAAAGUUACCGUCACAGCUGCUACGUACGUGGAGCUACAGGUGUUGCGACGAACUGACUUCAUGCGCGCUAUGUCCGAGCAGCCGGCUUUAUUGUACGAAAUACGCGACAAGAUAGAACGACGGCUCCGUAGUGCUAGGACAAAGCAAGAGGCAAUAGAGGCGUAUGAAGAAAAUGAUUCUAGGCAAAUCAGGACUCGGUACAGACCAAUGAAAGUGCUCAAAAAUCGUUUAGCGGGUAUAGAGGACGAGGAUCCUACGUUCGUGGAUGAUUCACACAUGUAUUACAGAGAUGCCAAAAACGUGCGUCGGCCGAAAUUUACAGAGGAGUUCCUAGAACUGUAUCAGAUGUCCCCAAAAGUGACCAGUAUUAAGGCUCCGAGGAUUUGUCUCAGGGCGUCAUUUCCAUGGAUUCUAGAACCGGACACUGAUUUUAUGCGCAUGUUGCAUGUCAUUCACUUCAUUAUGAUCCUGUACUUAUGCAUAAUGGUCCCAUACUCGAACAUCAUUCAGCCCUCGCAGUCCGACGCGGAGAAGGUGCUCAACACCGUUAUCACCACCGGGCUGGUGCUCCACAUCUAUAUUCAGCUCACUACUGCCAUCUAUGAUAAGAAUGUUAUAAGAAAUACAGUAAAGGAUAUAUCAGAGGUCAAAAUGGCAACUUUUGGUUUCUACUUGGACAUACUGUCAGUGUUCCCUUUCUACAUUUUCACGGAUACUCUGGACCCUCAAGGAAGCUCAGUAGCCAAUCAAGUGGCGGCACUCUGUCCCGUACUGCAAAUGUGGCACAUUUGGGAAUAUAUGGACAAAUUGGAAAGGAAUUUCAAAAGUAACGUCAGGGUUAUUUGCGUUCUGAAGUUUGCUCUGAUGUUUUGCAUAUUCUGUUACUGGUCGGGUUGCUUUCUAUACUUGAUCUCUUGUCCCAAUCAGUUAUGCCGACCGAACUCAUGGGUAAAGCACCUGAUAUUCUGGGAGACAAAGGUAUUCUCGACUUUAAACGCUAAGCACGAAAAGCCGAUGGUAUCGUCGCUCAUGUUCGGCGCGGCGGCGUUCACCGGCGCCGGCAUUGCCGACAUAGCCCCAGGAGUCGCCGAUCUGUUUGUGCUGAUUGUAAUCUUCGUUCUUGGAUUUUAUGUUAGCUGUUUCUAUACGGGCACUAUGUGCAGUCACUUUAUGCUUGCAGCACGGAGGAGAUGUAAAUUCAAGGAAUCAAUGCGGGAACUUUUCUGCUUUCUAUCGGUAAAUCAGGUUAGCGAGAAAAUCAAGGCUCGAGUGAGGAAGUUUUUCUGCGUACAAUGGUAUUACAAUAACGCAGUACGUGUCAAGGAUUUAUUCGAAGACAUGUCCGCCAACAUUCAACAAGAAGUGCUGUCCAUCGAGACCGUGGAGACAUUAUUAUACUGUCCGCUGUUUCAGGAUUGUAGCCGAGACCUACUGCAAACGGUUGCGGCCAAUAGCAGAACCAUAGUGUUACCUGACGACGAGGUCGUUCAACAUGCAGCCGACAUAGGCCGCGAUAUGUAUAUCGUACAAAAGGGUCACUGCAAUAUUGUUAAUAACCAGGGAAAAAUAGUAACGUGCGUGGGCCCUGGAAGUCAAUUUGGAAUGAUCGAAAUGCUUUUUGGAUUACCGAAAGUGUACACCGUGUUGACGUCGACUAACUGCAUAUUGCUGCAUAUGGAGUACAGUGCGUUGGUGCAGUGCUGGGGCACGUUUCCCGACAUCAGCGCUCCCAUUAUGAAGGUUUUAGAGGAUCCGGAAAUCCGAAGCGAAGUGGUUCAAUAUGAAGUUGCUCAACCCAUGGUAGGCCGGAUAGACGUCAAAACAAAUCGAAUUGCGCAAGAGAUAAAAGAAAGUUUCGUCGCCAUAAGCGGCCGCGAGGAGAGAGCCCACUACACGAAGACCUUCGAAAAGUUAGGAGUGAUGAGGUUUUUAAGGUUUAUCAUAUUACCAGGAAGCAUUACUCCUUACGGGAUGUUUCUGAAGGUCUGGUGCAUUGUGAGAUCCCUCCUGGCCGUAUAUUAUCUCAUCACUGUACCAUAUUGCAUAGCGGUAUCUUACAGUAGAUUCCGUACCCAUGAGGUUUAUUACGUAGACAUUUUGCUGUACGUUGACAUGGCGAUAAUGGCGUAUGUGGCUUAUUACGAUGAGCGAUCUCUUCUAAUCACUCAUCCUUUAUAUACGAUAUCACGAUAUCUAAAACAUGGAUUUGUUUUGGAUGCUUUCAUCUGUUUUCCUUUAUCCCGUUUUGUAGGCCUUAUAAAUGAUCAAGCAGAUUUAGAUAAGUAUCGUUUGAACAAAUUAUUGCAGCUAACCAGAAUAGUGGCUGCGGUGAAUUACUGGGAAGAAGAUAUAAUGCAGACCAACCAAUUGAUAUUUUUACUAAAAUUUUUGCCAGCGGCCUUGACGAUUGUGAAUUUUGCAUCUGCAUUUUCUUUCAUCUCGUUUUGUAGGCCCUUCCUUCCAAACGGGACGGAUUAUAUCAUGGCUAAUUGUUCACGGGUUAUUGUUAUGCACGGCUCGAAUCAUAACAUUGGAGGUGCAAUAACGGAGUAUGUCAAAGUGUUCUUUCACAGUUUCAAAACCUUUGUGGGGUGCGGAUGCACGCCUACUAUGUCUGUGAAUACGACGGACGCCCUGAUCUCCACAACGCUUGCAAUCUUAACUAUCUUGUAUUUCGCCUUUAUGUGCGGAUAUGUCGCGUCCGCUCGCUCCUCAACGGGCAACGCCUUACUUGAUCACAUAGAAAAAACAUCAGACUUGGCGAACUUCUUAUACCAAGAAAACGUCGAUCCAAUGCUAACAGCAAGGACGUUAAAAUACUUCGAUUACUUGUGGCGACGCACCAACGGAAGCAAUCCUCAGCAAAUAUGCCGGCGACUCAACUCUGCGUUAAUGGAAGAUACUCUCGUGUUCAUGUACGAGCGGACCCUACGCGAGGUCCCACUCUUCAGCAAAGUGGAGCGCUCCUUCAUCAGAGUUAUCACUCAACACCUCAACGAAAUGUACUUCCUGAAGGCUGAAACCGUCAUACAGUGCAAGGAUGUACAACCUUAUAUUUAUAUUAUUUAUCGGGGCAAGGUUGACGUUAUGAAUUCGUACAAUGAAAUGAUCACUUGUAUGGGACCAGGCGGAAUGUUUGGGAAUUUUACUGGGCAUCCGAUAUCGUGUUCCGAAGUGUCAAUUUACGCAAGCCGGAGCCUCGACUUGCUCGUGAUCCCGAGCCAGACGUUCUUCAACCUGGUGAAGUACUACCCGAAGAUACAGGAGCCCUUGAACAAAGCGUUCGAAACGUCGAAAGACUACAUUCUGCCAAUCAAUGUGAACAUCGCGGAUGAUUCUGACUCAGAAGGGUCAGAACUCUACGAUGUAUACUCUAUGGACUCUAAAUUCAGCUCCAUCUGCACGACCGAUGACAGUCGUUAUGACAUGCCUGAAUACUCAGCUGUUUCAACAUUAAGAACCGCCCAUUCGCAGUCGAACCUGAGCCAGACGAAGUCGGUGGGCACGAUGAGCGCGUUUUCCCUACAGAGCCAAAAGAACGUGUACAAUUUGUUCAGGCCGGGCACUUGGAUGUAUUUGAUGGGAGGCUACUUGACAAGUUUCAUGGCAACGGCGAAUUAUGUGAUUGUUCUCUACAGCAUUACUACGCUAAACGACUGCUAUGGUAUUAUGUGGGCGUUGGCAUUAUUCGACAUUUAUUUUUAUCUGAACAUGUAUUUGACGAUGCAUGAGGGGUACGCAAGCAAGCGUGGCGAAUUGAUCAUGGACGCUAGCAAGUGCCGUAGAAACUACUACAGACAUACAAUAUUGUUUUACUCAGAUCUGUUCGUUAACUUCCCAUUAAUGCUCUUCGGAUUUUGUUUUCCUUACAGGAAAACUAUCAAGGCUAUGCACUACCUGAGAGCAAACAAGCUGUUCCGAAUCAAAUACUUGUUUGAAUUUUAUAACAAGUCAUCGGUUGUUCUUACAAAUAACCUUACUACCUUACAGGCGGUGAUGACAGUGCACGCGGUGGUGUUCUUCGUGCACACUUUCACGUGCCUGUGGCUUUUCGUCAUCAUCGCCGUGCAGCCCAUCUGCACCGUGCGGACGAUCAAGACGCACUUUCUUGAAGAAGAAACGCCAACUAAAGUGUGGGACUACACGACGUCUUUCUACGUGAUGGCGACCUUGCUGACCGCUACAGGUGGUGACGAGUAUCUGGUCAACGACCUGACUCCCGAGAUCAUUCAGAACAUUUGCCUACUCUCUGGGAAGGUGCUGGCAGCUGUGGUAGUCGCAACUUCUAUGCAGGUCACGUUUUCAAAAGAACAUACAUUAACAAAAUACGAAAAGGCAACGGGAGAACUUAUGGACGUACUUAAAAAUCAAGGACUUUCAGAUUACCAAUCCCAAAAAUUGUGGAAGUAUGUCAAACAACUCUGGGUGACAGAGCGUGGACGACAGUUGCCAGCUCUCUUGGCCCAGACCCCGUACGUGAGACGGUGCGACCUAAUGUCGGCAAUGUUUGGCCAACAUUUGAGGAACUGCUACGUUUUCGCCGACACGGGGGAGUCGUUUCUUCGUCAGCUCACCGUGGCCAUGGAUUACACAAUAUUCUUCCCUGGCAACUACAUAGUAGUAGCGGGUGACAGCGACGCCCGCAUGCACUGGGUGUCCUCCGGCACCGUGUCCGUGGUGUCCGUGCGCCCCGACCUGACGGAAACCACGCAUGAGCUAUUAGGACCCGGAGACGUGUUCGGGAUUCUGCAGGGAUUGCACCGUGGCAUCAUUCACUGCUUCUCCUACAGAGCUGAGACCAAGGUAAGCAUUUUGUCGCUGUCACUGGAUUCUUGGAUCCACAUACUGCCGUACUUUCCGGAGGCGCAAAAUAGUAUUACAAACAGAUCUAACAUUCUGUUCGCUCGUAUUACUAACUAAAAUG
Messenger RNA from Cydia fagiglandana, 6345 nucleotides. RefSeq lists its product as uncharacterized. NCBI's taxonomy places the organism in Eukaryota, Metazoa, Arthropoda, Insecta, Lepidoptera, Tortricidae. Gene Ontology annotation, molecular function: protein-containing complex binding. The transcript is spliced from 47 exons. The coding region runs from base 54 to 6341 and encodes 2095 amino acids. The record is from RefSeq and is a predicted model, not a curated record.